Stegastes partitus (bicolor damselfish) is the source of this 2447-nucleotide messenger RNA. Its product is annotated as atlastin-2-like. NCBI's taxonomy places the organism in Eukaryota, Metazoa, Chordata, Actinopteri, Pomacentridae. Bases 9 to 1736 code for a protein of 575 amino acids. Gene Ontology annotation, molecular function: GTPase activity; GTP binding. The transcript is spliced from 13 exons. The record is from RefSeq and is a predicted model, not a curated record.
CAAGAAAGAUGGCGGCGGAGGAGAGCAGGUUGAGGCAGCGGAAUCACAACAACAGCGUCUUCAAAGCAGGUGGUCACGGGUUGAAAUCGGACAAAUCCCAGAUGAGGUGUGAGACAGAGGACGACAACCUGCUGGAGGAGGAGGAAGAGGAGGAGGUGGGCGUGGCCCGGCCGGUGCAGAUCGUGGUGGCGGACGAGGAGGAGCACUCGUUCUGGCUGCAGGAGGAGGCGCUGGAGCGGCUACUGCUGCAGGAGGAGGUGCAGGACCUUCAUGUGGUUGUCGUCUCUGUGGCUGGAGCUUUCCGCAAGGGCAAGUCCUUCCUGCUGGACUUCAUGUUGCGCUACAUGUACAAGCAGUCGUCCGAUUCAUGGGUUGGCGGUGAGGAGGAGCCUCUGACCGGCUUCACCUGGCGGGGCGGCUGUGAGAGGGAGACCACGGGCAUCCUGGCCUGGAGCGAGGUGUUCGUGGUGAACAAACCAGACGGCAGCAAGGUUGCAGUUUUACUAAUCGACACACAGGGGGCGUUUGACAGCCAGUCCACCAUCAAAGACUGCGCCACACUGUUCGCCCUGAGCACCAUGACCAGCUCUGUCCAGGUGUACAAUCUGUCCCAGAACGUGCAGGAAGACGACCUUCAGCACCUCCAGCUUUUCACCGAGUACGGACGCCUGGCCAUGGAAGAAGUCUAUGAGAAGCCCUUCCAGACUCUGAUGUUUCUGAUCAGAGACUGGAGUUACCCCUACGAGCACUCAUAUGGUCUGGAGGGGGGACACAGCUUCUUGGAGAAACGACUACAGGUGAAGCAGAACCAGCACGAGGAGCUGCAGAACGUCAGGAAACACAUCCACUCCUGCUUCUCCAACAUCAGCUGCUUUCUGCUGCCGCACCCCGGCCUCAAGGUGGCCACCAAUCCUCACUUCGACGGCCGGCUCAGAGAUAUCGACGAGGACUUUAAGAAGGAGCUGGUGAACCUGGUCCCAACGCUGCUCUCUCCAGAAAACCUGGUGGAAAAAGAGAUCGGAGGAGUCAAAAUCACCUGCAGAGACCUGCUGCACUACUUUAAAGCCUACAUGAAGAUCUACCAGGGCGAGGAGCUUCCUCACCCCAAGUCAAUGCUUCAGGCAACGGCUGAAGCCAAUAACCUUGCAGCUGUAGCAGGAGCCAAAGAGGUGUACAACAAAGGCAUGGAGCAGGUCUGUGGAGGAGACAAACCCUACAUCUCCCCAGCAGAGCUGGAGCGCCGUCACGUGGAGCUGCGGCAGGCGUCCGUGCGACAUUUCCGCUCUGUCAAGAAGAUGGGCGGCGAGGAUUUCUGCCGCCGCUACCAGGAGCAGCUGGAGGCAGAGCUGGACGAGGCGUACACCAACUUCAGCAAGCACAACGAUGGCAAGAACAUCUUCUACGCUGCGCGGACGCCCGCCACGCUGUUCGCCGUCAUGUUCGUCAUGUAUGUGGUGUCGCUGGUCACCGGCUUCGUGGGCAUCAGCUCCGUGGCCACGCUGUGUAACCUGGUGAUGGGAGUGGCCCUGACAUCGCUCUGCAUCUGGGCGUACGUCAAAUACUCUGGGGAGUUCCGCGAGGUGGGAGGAUUCAUCGACCAGGUGGCUGAAACCCUCUGGGAGCAGGUCUUCUCCAAACUCUUCGAGGUGGCUCGGAGUCGAGUCCCGUUGGGAAGCCUGGUCCCGGUACCACGACCCCGGCUCGCCUCGAACAACAACGUCAAGAAGAAAAACUAGCAGCACACCGCGCCCGCCCGCUCACGUUUGUUUCCCCUCACCUCCACCUUGUUUUGAAGCAACAGUUAAGAAGCAUAAAAGCGUUUUGUUCUGACCGUAGAUGAGCGUUCCUCACCAUGCCGGCUGUAGGUGUCAGGACUUGCUGUAGGUCUGGAUGAAGCAGUUUGAUGUAUUUUAAUAAUGUCACUGGGUGGGUAUUUAUUUGUGGGAGGGCCGUUGUUCUGUCACCGAGUGUUAUCCCAGGUGUUUGUCCUCACCUGCUGGAUGGUCACUCCACAUUAUGAUUCCCAUGUAUGUGAAUGUAUGAAGAGCAUGACCACAGACCCUUCCCACUGCUCUCCUCGUGGUUCCCUCCUCUCCUUCUUCCUCCUGUCUUCAUCAGGGUUGUUGCUACUGCUGGGCGGCAUCACGAGGACGAGUUGCAACCAAAGUUUACAGCUUUACUUGUCGAGGCUCUCAGACUGACCAGCAGCUGCAGCAGGAAGGUUUUUAGAACUCCAGGCUCAAAGGUUUUGGGGAAAUUUUACUGUUUUUCUUUUUUUUUUUUUUUAACUUACCCAGAAUCAGAAAACGUCAGAUGAGUUUCCGUUCAGACUGAAGAUGUACCAAAUAGUGAACUCUCAAAGUGUGAUCCUCCGACUUUAAUGUCCUUUGAAGUCACCUUUUAAUCUGUCAAGAGACGGACAAAGAAGCGCUGAUCUGCUCCAGGUU